AAACAAAAAACCAAAACAAAAGCGUCCCUUGGUGGCGUGGCGGGCCGCGCAGCUGCGAAUCAAAGAGAGAAGGGAAACGAAUCGCGAGAGCUCCCGGCCGCCACCGCCGCGACGUCGCCGGCGGCGAGAGGCGAUGGGCAACGCGCUGGCUUCCGCGCCGUCAUCCUCCUCCUCAUCCACCUCCCGCUUCGCCAUAGCCUCCAGGGCCUUCUCGAAGCAGGAGCUGGACGGCCUCCGCGCGCUCUUCGCCUCUCUGGCGGCGCAGUCGCGGACCACCGCCGGCGGCGGCGGCCGCGCCAUCUCCCGCCCCGUCUUCCUCGAGUAUUUUGGGAUACGUGGGGCCCUAGGGGAUCGGCUGUUCCAGUUGGUGGCGAGGGAGAGCGGCGGGGGUGAGGGCAUCACCUUCGAGGACUUGAUCGUCUCCAAAGCAACAUACGAGAGAGGAACUCGAGAUGAAGUUGAUGAAUUCAUUUAUCAACUAUGUGAUGUUACAGGAGAUGGAGUUUUAGAAAGGUCUGAUCUGGAAACUAUCUUGGCAUCUAUUCGUGAAACCAUAUUUUUAGAAAAUAAGGAAGCUGGAGAAGGUUCAAACAACAGGACAUUCGAAGCAUUUAUCAACUCUGCAGUGUUUUCAAAGGACGCUGGAGGGGUCGCAAGGAAGUCUAUGUCACUAUCAGACUUUAGGAGCUGGUGUACUCUCAUUCCAUCAUUGAGGAAGUUCCUUGGAAGUUUGUUGAUGCCACCUGAUUUAGGCAGACCAGGCUUCCAAGUUCCAGUACUUCAUUAUCCAGAGAACAUCUCCCAUGACUUGCUGCUUUUAAAUAAAGAGUACGCUUGGCAUAUUGGAGGUGGUUUCUCACAACAGGAGGUUCAAGAAUGGAAGCUUCUGUAUCACAGUUCUCUUCAUGGACAAAGCUUCAACACUUUCUUAGGCAAUGUAACGAAUGGAGAUGCACAGACUGUUAUAAUUGUUAAAGAUACUGAAGGAUUUGUUUUCGGUGGAUACGCGUCACAUCCUUGGGAAAGGCACAGUGAUUUUUAUGGCGAUAUGAAAACAUUCCUGUUCAAGUUAUAUCCUGAAGCAUCCAUUUUCCGCCCUACAGGAGCAAACAAAAACCUACAAUGGUGUGCCAUGAACUUCAGUUCAGACUCCAUUCCAAACGGUAUUGGCUUUGGAGGGCAGCCGCACCACUUUGGUUUUUUCCUAUCUGCAAAUUUCGAUCAAGGUCACUCAUUUACAUGUACAACAUUCACCAGUCCUGCCCUUUCAAAGACAAACAGGUUCAGGCCAGAGGUAAUUGAAUGUUGGGGCAUACAAACGAAGGGAGCACUCGAUGAAAAAGCAGAGCUUGUCAAGGGGACAGUCCUAGAGAGAUUCAAGGAGGAUCGGAACAUGCUGAAGCUAGUCGGUUUAGCCAACGCCAGUGAUUGACGACUGAAAGACACCACCAACAGUAAACACUCAAAGGAUCCUGUCACCAUGUACAGCACGAUUUUAUAGAAGAUGAUACUCGCUUUGUUUCGCAAUGUAGGUAUUUAUAACAUUGCCUAGAUUCAUAUGGAUGCUAAUGAAUCUAGACACAUAUAUAAAUUAUAUGUAUUCAUCCGUGAAUGAAUUUAAGUAAGGCUAGAAAGACCUAAAGUAUGAAACGAAAGUAGUAGAUCCAAAGACCACGGCCUUGCGUUGCUUAUAUACGAGUGUUACUAGCUCUCUACUUAUUUGAUCCAAACUGAAGCGUGUUUAGGUGCAUGGAGUUGGUCUGCUCCUUUUGUAACUGUUAGAUCAACUUUUUACUGCCGGCUUCCUGAAUGAUGUGAGAGCGGCGGAACUGAUUGUAUUUUGAAGCAUUGUUUGUUUGUCAAUAUAAUGUCGGCUGCUGAAUACAGAUA
Molecule: messenger RNA, 1890 nt
Organism: Oryza brachyantha (malo sina)
Lineage: Eukaryota; Viridiplantae; Streptophyta; Magnoliopsida; Poales; Poaceae
Product: MTOR-associated protein MEAK7
Exons: 8
Coding region: 134-1432 (432 amino acids)
Source: RefSeq, a predicted model, not a curated record